AUGGGCUUGCCUAAUUUGGAUCUGUCUUGGCCGUCAAAUUCAGCCCAUUUUGCCUCUAGGGUUUUGCUUAUUUUGUGUCUCAAAACUCACGCAGUUUUUUUCUGGUUAUCCCCAGGCCAUUUGUUGAAUUCUCCGAGAGCCGAAUCGAGCAAGGAGCAAUGGCAUUUGUCAAAGCCCAGAAGUCGAAUGCCUACUUCAAGCGUUUCCAAGUCAAGUUCAAGAGAAGAAGACAGGGGAAGACUGACUACAGAGCGAGAAUUCGUCUCAUCAAUCAGGACAAGAACAAGUAUAACACUCCGAAAUACCGAUUUGUUGUGCGAUUUGUAUCCUGAUAUUCACAUUAUGAUUGUAUCUGCUAGCAUCACUGGUGAUCAUGUCCUCUCUGCUGCAUAUGCACAUGAGCUGCCCCGUUAUGGCCUUGAAGUUGGCCUCACCAACUAUUCUGCUGCUUACUGCACUGGGCUGCUUCUUGCUCGCCGAGUACUGAAAAAGCUCGAGAUGGAUCAAGAAUAUGAAGGAAAUGUUGAGGCCACUGGUGAGGAUUACUCUGUGGAACCAGCUGAAAGCAGGAGGCCCUUCCGAGCACUCCUUGAUGUUGGUCUUUUGAGAACCACAACUGGAAACCGAGUCUUUGGUGCACUCAAGGGCGCUCUUGAUGGUGGGCUUGAUAUCCCUCACAGUGAUAAACGUUUUGCUGGAUUUAACAAGGACAACAAGCAACUCGAUCCCGAAGUGCACCGCAAGUACAUUUAUGGUGGCCAUGUUGCAGCUUACAUGAAUACUUUGAUGGAAGAUGAGCCAGAGAAGUAUCAGUCUGUGUUCAGUCAGUAUAUCAAGAAAGGUGUUGAAGCAGAUGCCAUUGAGGCUGUGUACAAGAAGGUCCAUGCAGCCAUUCGUGCUGACCCCACAGAAAAGAAAUCUCAAAAGCAGAAACCUACGGAGCACAAGAGAUUCAACCUAAAGAAGUUGACAUACGAGGAGAGGAAGGCCAAGUUGAUCGAGAGGUUGAAUGCUUUGAAUGCUGCUGCAGGAAAUGAUGAUGAGGAUGAUGAUGAUGAUGAUGAGUGAGGAUAUCAACUUAUAGACAAAGAAGUCCUUAAUUGCUUUCGAUUUUGAAUUUUGUUUUGUUUUGCUUUGCUUUGUUUUGUUUCACUGGAUAAUUCAUUAGCCUUUUGUUGUGGUUUGUGUGGGAUAUUUAGCUUAAUGAGAUGAAAUUUUUUACUCUUGAAAUCCAUCAGAUUCAAUAGUAUAUUUUCCCUUAUCUUGAUUUUUUA
Messenger RNA from Striga asiatica, 1274 nucleotides. Lineage: Eukaryota; Viridiplantae; Streptophyta; Magnoliopsida; Lamiales; Orobanchaceae. The record is from the annotation of a GenBank genome assembly.